GCUCACCCGGCAAUUGUGACUUGGCCGGCAGCUCAGCUCCUCCUGCUUUGUGACGCUGACCCCCAGGAGCAGGAGUGGACAGCAGGACACCCGGCAGUCAGGAAUGGAGUUGGUGACCUUUGAGGACGUGGCUGUGAACUUCACCCUGGAGGAGUGGGCUUUGCUGAGUCCUUUCCAGAAGAAUCUCUACAGAGCUGUGAUGCGGGAAACCAUCAGAAACCUGCAUGCUGUAGGACAAAAAUGGAGAGACCAGAACUUUGAAGAUGAGUAUAAAAAUCUUGGAAAAUAUCUAAGAAGUCAAGCAGUAGAGAGGCUUUGUGAACAUGAGGAAGGCUGUCAAUGGGGAGGAGCCUUCAGCCAGACUCAUGAGAUUGUGAACAAGGAAACUCCUGGAGGAACACCAUGUGAAAGCCGUGUGUGUGGAGAAGUCCUCGAUAGUCACUCAUCUGUAAAUGUGCCCCUCAGGGAUCACAAUGGACACAAACCAUGUGAAUACCUAGAAUAUGAAGAAAAGCCACGUAAAUGUAAGGAAAGUGGGGAAACUUUUCAUUCUCCACGAUGCCUUGAUAAAAAUGAAAGGAUUCAUACUGGAUGUACCUAUGAAUGUAAGCAGUGUGAUAAAGCCUUCAGGUAUCUCAGUUCUCUUCAGAAUCAUAAAAGAAUUCACAUAGACAAACACCAUGAAUGUAGGAGAUGUGGGAAAACCUUCAGAAGACAUGGUGACCUUCAAGACCAUGAAAGAAUUCACACUGGAGAGAAACCAUAUUCAUGUAAGCAGUGUGGUAAAGCCUUCACUCAACCCAGUUACCUUAAAAAACAUACAAGAAGUCACACUCUAGAUAAACCCUUUAUAUGUAAGCAGUGUGGUAAAGCCUUCCAACAAUCCAUGUAUCUUCAAAGACAUAUAAGACUUCACACUGGAGAGAAGCCUUAUGUGUGUCAGCAGUGUGGGAAAGCCUUCACUUUGUCCAGCUACCUUCUGAAGCAUGAAGUAGUUCACACAGGGGAGAAACCCUAUUUAUGCAAUGAGUGUGGCAAAGCCUUCACCCACUCCACUUCCCUUCAUAAACAUAAAAUAAUUCACAAUGGAGAGAAAACUUAUGUGUGUCAGCAAUGUGGGAAAGCCUUUACUUUGUCCAGAUACCUUCUAAAGCAUGAAGUUGUUCACACAGAAGAGAAACCCUAUGUAUGCAAUGAGUGUGGCAAAGCCUUCACCCACUCCAGUUCCUUUCAUAAACAUAAAAGAAUUCACACUGGAGAGAAACCUUAUGUGUGUCAGCAGUGUGGAAAAGCCUUCACUUUGUCCACUUACCUUCAAAUACAUGUAAGAAUUCACACAGGGGAAAAACCCUACUUAUGUAAGGAAUGUGGCAAAGCCUUCACUCAAUCCAGUUACCUUCACACACACAAAAGAAUACACACUGGAUAGAAACCUUAUGUGUUGGAAAUGUGGAAAAGCCUUCAGGUGGUUCCCUUCCCUUCAAAAACAUGAAGUAGUUCACGCAGGAUGAAAACCUUACUUAUGUAAGGAGUAUGUCAAGGCCUUCACCCAGUCCAGUUCACUUCAGAAACAUAAAAGAGUUCACAUGGGAGAGAAACCGUAUGUGUGUUGGCAAUGUGGGAAAGCCUUCAGUUGGUUCCCUUCCCUUCAAAAAUGUGAAGUAGUUCACACACGAGAAACCCUAUGUGUUAACAUUGUAGAAAAACUUCAGUAGCUAAAGCAGCAUUCCUAAAUAUGAAAAGAGUCACUGAAAAGAAACCCUGUUAGUGGGAUAAAUGUGAAGAAACUUGUGCUUCAAUUACUUUCAAGUUCAUAAAACAACUCACAUUGGAGAAAAAGCCCAUCUGUGUAAGGAAUGUAAAUAGACUUUGUUGACCCCAGUUCCAUUUCAUACUGCAAGGGAUUUGUAGUGGAAAGAAAUGCUGUAGAUGUAAUUUGGGAAUACCUUCAGUCAUUCCUGUUCCUUUCAGACACAUGGAAGGACUCACACUGGAGAGAAAUCCUGUGUUUAGGAUUUUAAAAGGUUUCAGUAUCAUCUCAUGUUCCUCGCAUGUAUAAUAGUCAUGGUGUAAAGCACCUUGGACUGUCUUGAGUCCUCUUAAGUUCAAUUCACAGAUACAAAAGCACACAGGAUGGAAUCCUGUUGAAUAGAUGUGUCAGUCUUCACUUGGUCCACUUGGAGAAAGAAUACUUAAUGUAUCAAAAUAAUGGCAAUGUGGAGUCAGUUUUGUUGUGUUUGGGGUUAUGUGCCUGUAAUACUGGCAUUGGAGCUCAAGUGGGAGGAUCUCAAAUUUGAAUCUGACCUGGGCUACAUUGCAACAUCCUAAGACAAAGAAGAGCUUUGGGUUUUCAUAAAUAAUUUGAAUGUACCAUGACAUUUCCUCUAGAAGUGAAAUCCUAUGACUCUAACUUGUUUGAGGAGACUAAGACAAACGUAAUUGUACAGAAUGCUCCAGAAAAUACCGGACCUGAAGGUAAUCUUUUUUUCCUUUUUUAAUGAAGGUAAUAUUUUAAAAGCUAUACACUUAUUGUUUGUAUCAAUGGCUCCUUUUAAAAGUAUACAUCUUUAGGUUGUGUCUCCUUCAGACCCUUGAAAGGAAACAUGGCGACAUAGUUCUGUAAGUAUCAUUCAGUCAAUAGAGUGUAAGUAUUACAGGUGAUACUUACUUUAA
Molecule: messenger RNA, 2673 nt
Organism: Castor canadensis (American beaver)
Lineage: Eukaryota; Metazoa; Chordata; Mammalia; Rodentia; Castoridae
Biological process (GO): regulation of DNA-templated transcription
Source: RefSeq, a predicted model, not a curated record